Molecule: messenger RNA, 757 nt
Organism: Mercurialis annua (annual mercury)
Lineage: Eukaryota; Viridiplantae; Streptophyta; Magnoliopsida; Malpighiales; Euphorbiaceae
Product: carbonic anhydrase 2-like
Exons: 8
Coding region: 1-696 (231 amino acids)
Biological process (GO): carbon utilization
Molecular function (GO): zinc ion binding; carbonate dehydratase activity
Source: RefSeq, a predicted model, not a curated record
AUGGCUGAUCAGUCACCCCAGCCGAACAUAAUUAAGAAGGGUGAUUUACGUAGGAAAGUGGAGGAAGAGGAGCAUCCUUAUGAUCCAGCAGAAGCAAUUAUUACAAAAGGAUUUCACUACUUCAUGAAGCACAACUAUGACCCUAACGUUGCACUAGGACAACAUCCUACGUUUCUGGUAUUUGCGUGCUCGGAUUCUCGAGUUAGCCCCUCAAAUGUGUUGAACUUCCAACCUGGAGAAGCUUUCAUGAUGUGCAAUAUUGCUAACUUAGUCCCUGCAUUUAACCAGUUGAGGUACUCUGGAGUUGGAGCAGUUAUUGAAUAUGCUGUUAAAGUAUUAGAGGUAAAAAACAUCCUCGUUGUUGGACAUAGUGAUUGUGGAGGAAUAAAGGCACUCAUGAAUCUUCCUGACGAUGGCUCUUCUACACAUGACUUCAUAGACAAUUGGGUAAAAAUUGGUUUACCUGCAAAGGCUAAAGUCCUGGCUGAGCAUCCAAAUUUACUUCCUGAAGAACAACGCCACAUUUGUGAAAAGGCAAUAAAUUUAUCACUUGUGAACAUACAAAGUUACCCAUAUGUUAGGGCAGGAAUGGGAAACAACAAUUUAACUCUAAGAGGUGGUUAUUAUGACUUUGUUCAUGGAUCUCUUCAGCUGUGGGAAGUCAAUCAUGAAAUUACAGUUCCUAAAUAUAUAUGAUCGAGUAAGAUGAACGAUAAUAAAUCACAAGUUUAAAUUUGUGUAUUUUCGUUUCUUCGUC